GGGAAAUGUCUGUUGGAAUUCCAGUAAAGCUUCUCAGUGAGGCACAGGGUCAUAUAAUUUCUUUAGAGUUAUCGACCGGUGAGAUAUAUCGAGGCAAAUUGCUCGAGAGUGAGGAUAAUAUGAAUGUUCAAUUGAAAAAUAUCACAGUGAUUGCAAGAGAUGGUAAAACGACUCAUUUGGAUCAAGUUUUUAUUCGAGGAUCGCAUGUAAGGUUCUUCCAGGUUCCUGAUAUGUUGAAAAAUGCUCCAAUGUUCAAUGCGAACCAGCCUAAACCUCCGGCUCCAAUUCGAGGUCCUAGAAAGAAGUAAAACAGUAGAGUGGGCAUAUUGUUAAGCUGGAUUUGAAUUUACAAUUGGAAUCGGCAAAUUUUGAAUUUAGAUUUGAAUUUAGAUUUGAAUUUUAGUUGGAAUUUUAGUUGGAAUUUAAGUUGGAACAUAAAUGGAAGUCGAAAUGAAUUAGUGUUUUACUUUUUGGCUGGAAAUUUUGGGGAGUGUUCUAUUAUUUUUAAUUUUUAUGUUUAUCAUAUGUUUAAUUCAUUUUAUUUGAUCUUGUAUUAUAUUGUACUAAAUUUUAAUUAAAUUUUAACUAAAUUUUUUUUGUGUGUAAAAAAAACAACCGAUUUUUAUAUUAAUAAUAAUAUUAUUAUAAAG
Messenger RNA from Ascoidea rubescens DSM 1968, 650 nucleotides. RefSeq names its product mRNA splicing protein SMD3 (gene SMD3). The transcript has 2 exons. NCBI's taxonomy places the organism in Eukaryota, Fungi, Ascomycota, Saccharomycetes, Ascoideales, Ascoideaceae. The coding region runs from base 6 to 308 and encodes 100 amino acids. Gene Ontology annotation, biological process: spliceosomal snRNP assembly; RNA processing. The record is from RefSeq and is a predicted model, not a curated record. Gene Ontology annotation, molecular function: RNA binding. Gene Ontology annotation, cellular component: U12-type spliceosomal complex; pICln-Sm protein complex; U1 snRNP.